CGGGCUGCAGUCUGAUUUGAAUCUUCACCAUCUCAACUGCCCACAAAAGCUACCUAAUCAUUGUUUAAUCGAAAGUGCAUGUACCUUGAUUAUUGGUCUGCUGACUUGCGAAUCCUCAGUGUCAAGAUAUGUUUGCAACCUUAAACUUGCCAUUAAAGGAUGACAGCAGACACAGGCGACUCAAAGUGACGGAAGCUUGCCGAUCAUGCCGUGUAAAAAAAAUUAAGUGCGAUGGCUUGCGACCAUGUUGGCAGUGCAAAGCCCGUCGACGAAACUGUACAUAUUCCAAGUAUUUAGAUGAACUGCUUCCUAAAAAUGAACUGACGGCGGAAAGUAGCAAUAUGGUAGAAGACGAGAGCCAAACUCCAUCGCGACCAGAGUCUCCUUUCCGACCACCACCGGAAACCGAACAUCCAAUUACGCUGGCAGAUAGUCCAACUCAUAAUAACACCUCAUCAAGACCAAUACAAGAUGCUAAUCGACCAAGCGAAAAUACCGUAGAAAAUUUGCGAACCCGUAUUGGCGGAUUGUCCAUUAAUCAAGGCAAAACACAUCCUUUACUUUCAACAAACGAUAUACUUUGGGAGUAUAGGCAUUAUCUAUUGGAGCCAUCUCUUCCAGAAAGCUACAGUGGGGUCCUAGGAAUGCCCACACGUACAAUUCAAGAGCAUCUCAUGGACAUUUACUUUCGAAGACACUAUCAGAUAAUGCCUAUAUUCUCGCGCAAAGUCUUCACGCACCAUCUGUCAGAAAAGGGCUAUCUAGUCUCACCACUAGUCCUCAACGCAAUGUAUGCACAUGCAUGCACCUAUGAGACAGACCUGCAAGAGCACGCUGAUGUAUUUUUUGAUCGGGCAAGGUCACUUGUGGAAGAUUUUUUGGAUGUCCCGAGAAUUAGUACAAUCUUUGCGCUACUUCUGAUGGCAACUUAUGAAUGCCGACUCAAUGAUGGAAAAAGUAGUAGACGAUCGUGUCGACCAUCGGUUUAUGCUGGAAUGGCAACCUCAAUGUGUUUCGAAAUGAAGCUUCAGAAGGAUGUGGAUCUUAGAAAAGUGACAAAGUUUGAUAUUGAACUACGAAAUCGUAUAUUUUGGACUUGUUACAACAUGGACAAGCUGACUAGUCUUGGAUCCGGGCGCCCAUUUGUGAUCUCCAAAAGGGACACCAUGAUACCCAUUCCAAAAGUUCUUCCAGAUGAUGAGGAUUCCAUUCCUAUUGAAGCAUUUGCAUGCCAAACAAAAUUGAUGAUACUGUGCGAGAAAUAUUUGGUUCUACAGUCAAGCAUAAAGACCGACCCCAGUUAUUUACAAAUCCAAGAACGAUGGUCGGAAUUGCUAAAAGAACUGUCAGACUGGCUGAUUUCACUUCCACGAGCGAUUGCAUGGACACCAGUACCGGAGGUUUCAAGCCCCAUACCAGUCAAACCACCACAGGCUGCCGCAGUUGCCAUGCUACAUCUUCAAUACAAUGUGCUUGAACACCACAUCUUGACAAUCAAUUCUCAGAAAUCGGUAAAGUCGGUACAUCGGCGAAUACGGACCGUAGCAAAUACCAUAACUCAACUGGCACAUUUUCUGGUCAAUGACACAAGUCUUCUUACAAAUUAUGAUUAUUGUGCAUACUCCGUUCUACUUGCUGCCUUGACACACGCAAACGACCUACAGCAUUCGACGCCUCAGGUGCUAAUACAAUCAGAAGUGCAAUUGCGUCGAUCAAUUGCCAUCAUAGGUUAUCUUUUGGAUACUCGUACCGUGACCGGAUCAGGUUCAUUUUCAGCUCUCAUUGAUACCGUAGCCGAUUCUUCGUAUUCUGAGGAUAGUAGGAAUCUAUCAUCUCUUCAACUGCACGACAAAGCAAAGGCGUUUUUGGAGAAACUACAGAUAGAGCCUACCGGACCUCAGAGUCAAGGAAUGGAUCAUCUCCCCCUUUCCAAACAAACAAGUUUCCAACAGAUUGUGGAGACCGGCUUCCGGCACUCUGGUAGUCCCGAACAUAUUUCAAGCUUACCACCGAUUCUCCAAAGCGACUCUCAUCAUAACCAAUCACGAUUAGUGCCAAAAUAUUCAGACCAUGUUUUACCAGAGACAUCCAAAGUACUAGAGCCUGCGCACUACACAUUUGAGCUUAUAUCGGUAGAUGACAAUUGGGGAUAUUCGUCGCGGAUGGCUACAACGACUCGGACUUUGGAUCAUCAGCAACCGGAAGCUAUUUCAGGGAUGAAUCAAGCUCAUUUAUCAGUUCACAGUUCGCCGUCAAAUUCUAAUCAUGAGCACGGUAUCAUAAAGAACUCAAGGCAUAUCACUCCCCCACCAGCUAUCACAAGAAACUAUUCCCCUCCAGAAAUGGACACACCUCCACCUGAUCCACGAACAUUAUGGAAUCACACAAGCAAUGCUUUAGAUCAUAAUCCAACAUCUGAUGACACCAUACUUUAUUCAAUCGCAGCGUCUGCUACAGGAUGGGUAGAUGACUCCGAAAAGUGGUAUAGCGGACAUCAUAGUCAAGCACCACAAGUAAUAUUACGUACGCCAGAGCAGCAAUCACAGCCGCCGCCAAACGCUGUUGCACUGGAUGUUGGCGUUUCAUCUACCUCCAAAUUCAUUCUGCAUGGCAAUGAUCUCCCAGUUACCACGGCUUCCAUAACCGUUCCAAGUAGCCCCGCACAGAACUUACUGCCUGAUCAGCACUCACAUGCACUUAUUGACCACAUGCAUAUCGACUCCUUUAACUAAACGAUAAGUCAUGAAGACAUCUUUUGGCAUUUACUAUGGCACUGACAAAAAAAUUUAGAAUCAUCAGCAUAGCAAUCACAUUAGCUUAGUUUAGUGUAUGGUACUUUACUCUGUAUUUUAUCUUUUGAUUCGAAUGAAUUGUCGUAACAAUGGUUGUACAAAUAUCAUCUUGCUCAUUGCGAUAGAAG
Messenger RNA from Umbelopsis ramanniana AG, 2920 nucleotides. RefSeq lists its product as uncharacterized. The coding region runs from base 129 to 2732 and encodes 867 amino acids. The transcript is spliced from 5 exons. Gene Ontology annotation, molecular function: DNA binding; zinc ion binding; DNA-binding transcription factor activity, RNA polymerase II-specific. The record is from RefSeq and is a predicted model, not a curated record. Lineage: Eukaryota; Fungi; Mucoromycota; Umbelopsidomycetes; Umbelopsidales; Umbelopsidaceae. Gene Ontology annotation, biological process: DNA-templated transcription; regulation of DNA-templated transcription.